AUGCUUUCUCAAACAACUAGAGCUACUAAUUUAUUAGAACAACCACUUAAUACUGAUUUAUUAAAUUUUUUGGCACUUGACAUUCAAAUAGAAGUUAUUCGAUUAAUUACAUUAAAUGUUACCCAAAGAAUAGGGGAGAUUGGAAAUUUUCUUAUCACCGAUGAUCAUUGUAAAUGGUUAAUGGAAACUAUUGGAAAAGGGUUUUCAUUACCUCUUUCAGAAAUUGAUACUAUUUCAAAUUGUCUUUCAAUAUAUGAAAGUUGGUUUUUAGAAGAAGUUGGAACUCCAAGACCAAUUAAUGAUAAUCUUGUUGGGUACAGUGAUGUUGUUAUUGGUCAAGUUUCAUUAUUAUUCAGCCAAAGACAAGAACAAAUUCAUCCACAAACUAUGAUUAAUUAUGCUGAAUUAUGUUUAAAAGCAGUUAACUUAUUAAAACAACUAUCUUAUAAAUUAAAUAAUACUGAAACUUUAAGAAGAACUGUUUGUGUUUUAAUUGCAUCUAUUGAUGAUAUAUGUGGUCCAAUUGAUAAUCUUACAACAACACCUCCUAUGACUAAAGUAAUUGAUGAAUCUAUAUCACUAUUAUAUCAACUUUGGUUACAGUUAAUGCCAUCUGAUAAUUUAAUUUGGGGAGUAUUUUCAUUGUUUCAUAAAAAGUGGAUAAGAAUUUCAGAAGUAGCAACAAAUUGGUGUAGGUAUUGUUGUUCAAUUGAAAGUUCUUUAUUAAAAUGGCUUUUUAAUCCAUUAAGUGAUGGAAGCAUUCAUAUAGUAUUUAAAUUAAAUGAUUCUACAAUAGAAACUGAUUGUAAAGAAGGUUAUGGUCUUAAAUUUUGGUUAAGAAUUCUUCAUUGUUGUGGUAAUCCAACAUCAAUUUCUGAUAAUAAAGUAUUUGCUAUAGUUCAACAAGGACUUAAUGAUAUGAUAAUGGAAUUAAUUGGAUUUACUAGUACAACUUCACUCCCUAAUGGAAAUGAUAUGUUUAACAUAUUUAUUGAUACUUUAUAUCAUCCUAUUCGAUACAUGGAUCAUAAUAAUUAUUCUGAUGGAAUUACUAUUGCUAUAAAAUCUACUAUUCUAAUGUUUAAAAAGAUGUCAUCUAUUACUGUUUACCAUACUCAACAUUACUGUAAAAUAUUAAAAAUUAUUGAAACUUGUUUAUUGAGUCCAGCACUUAUUGUAGUUGAGUAUACAGUUCAAUUAUUGUUAGGAAUUUUUAAUGAAAAGAAUCAGUCAAUGGUAUUAUUAUUACCAGCAAUAGUAUCAGCAACAUCCAAAGUUAUUUCACAAUCAAAUCAUAUAUUUAAAUUAAGUGCUAUUAAAUUAAUAGCAGAACUUCAAUUAUCAAUUGGAAAAGAACGUUCUAAUAUAGUUAUUCCAUCAAUAAAUAAAUUCCAAGAAAAUGAAAAUUCAAUUACCUAUGGCAGUAUUAAAAAAGAAUUAUUUUCUAUUGCAUUAUCUGCUUUUGAAAAAGAAACAACUAAAGGAGAAAAUUUGUUAGAAAAUAUUAAGGUAAUUGGGAAAUUCAUUAUUGAUGCAGCAAAUGAAAGUUCUAUUGAAGAAGUAAUAAAUAAAACAAUUUCAUUCUUUAUAAAAUGUAAUGAACAAUUAAAAAUAUUAUUAAAUACAUCAUCCAUGGAUAUCAUUGAUUUUAUUGAAAUUAUUAUUGAAUAUUCUUCAUUAAUAGAAAAUCAAGCAAAUGACUUAAUUCCUUUAUUUGAAUUUUUGUUAAUGUUUAUUGAAAAUAAUAUAUCAGGAACAUCUUGGAAAAAUCUUCAUCAACUUGUUGGAACAUUUGCUAAAUUAUAUUGUAUUUGCUUUGAGGUUAUACCAUCAAGUAUGUUUACUCGUUGUAAUAUAAUGUUUAAUCGAUGGUGUCAAUCAAUCCCACCAAAUAGAACAGAAGAUGGAAAUACUAUCUUUGAUGUAAGGUUAUUAAAUAGUUUCAAACAAUAUGUACUUCCUUUUGUUCCAUUAAAAACAACUAUUGAUGAAUUACAAAUGAAACAAAUAUUUACAAAUAAAGGUAUUAAUCAUUUUGAUGAAUAUACCCAUUUAUAUUACAAGGAUGAUUCUAUUCUCUCUUUUAUUGAACUUCCUUGGAUGAGAACUUCUGAAACAAAAUCUUUACUUCUUAUUUGUAGAAAUUACUAUGGAAAACAAUGUUACUUAUUAAAUAUGCUCUUAGAAACAAAAGAAUGGACAUUAUUAUUAGAUAGUUCUACUCCUUCACCAUACGAACCAAUUAUUCCUUCGAUUGAACAAGCAUCUUGGAAUAAAAAUUGUUCAGAAAAUAUAGAGCCUUUAUUAGCUGAAUUAAAGAAAGAUGUUGAAAGUCGAAUAGAUGGUGAUUCUAGAUUAACAAUACCAUCAACUAUCACAGAAGAAUAUCUCAAUAACCAAAAUAUUUUAAGCCCAUCAUGUUUAUGUCGUAUAUUAUUAAAAACACUUGGAAUUACUUCAUUUGAAAAUAAAUAUCAAACACUAUUACCAACAGAUGAAGUAUUAGCUAUUACUAAAAAGAUAGACUCUAUUUCAACUAAAAAUAGUGUAUAUGUAGAUAUAAUAAAUUCUAAUACAUCUUCUCAUGAAUUUAUUACUUUCAUAAAUGGUCUUGGUAAUGUCUUUGAAAAGCAAACAGGAGAACAAGAAUUAAAAUACACCGAUGAUCAAUAUAUCAUUUAUUUUGGAAAUAAUGUUCUCUCCAAAUCUUCUUAUCCAAAUACAUCACCAAUUCAAAUAAGAUGGAACACUCCACUUGACACUGAAUCAACAAAUCUUCAAAUUUCAAUCACACCAACAAAUAGUGAUUUAUAUUUAAUAGAAUCAACUACCCCUCUUUUUACAUUAGAAAAAAAACAAUUAAUAAACUUUUCUUGUUUAUCUAACAUUGUUAGAGAAGCUAUUCUAUCAUAUUCAAGAAGAACUACAAAACUUUUAGCUCCAUUAUUAACAAGAAAAGAGUCUUUUGAUGAAAUACUAAAUCUCAAAACAGACACUCUUCCAUUCCUUGAUUGUCUUUUUAAUAAGAGCCAAAUCAUUGCUAUUAAAGAUCUUGGAUUUAAAUCUAUUGAUAAGUUCUCUAACAUAACUCCUUUUGAUAAAACUUAUUCAUCUCAACCCUCAGUUAAAACUUCAUCAACAACAAUUCAACUUGCACAAUUACCACCAGCUUCUACUCCUGUUAAAACAAUAGAACCGUCAUUAUCAAAAUCUUCUUUAGAUACUGAAAAUGGACCAUCAACCCCUACAAAAACUCAUAAAGGUUUAUUCUCAAGAAAGAGUGCAUUGAGUUUUAGUGAUAAGAAAGAAAAUGAUAAAGAGAAAAAAGAUUCUAAUACAAGACAAACUGUUUCUGGAAAACCAAAUGACGGAACCCCAAGAGAAGGAGAUAAGAAACCAAGAUUUUCUCUGUUCAAGAAAACAAAGAAAUAA
Messenger RNA from Entamoeba dispar SAW760, 3432 nucleotides. RefSeq lists its product as uncharacterized. NCBI's taxonomy places the organism in Eukaryota, Evosea, Mastigamoebida, Endamoebidae. The record is from RefSeq and is a predicted model, not a curated record. Gene Ontology annotation, biological process: activation of GTPase activity. The transcript has a single exon. Gene Ontology annotation, molecular function: GTPase activator activity. Bases 1 to 3432 code for a protein of 1143 amino acids.